GUGGCUUAAAUGAGGCCCCAAUCAAUGUAAGUUGAUGUUUAACUGUUUGCUGAGCAAGUGCCAAUCUUUUACUCUCAGGAAUUCUGCCAUCCACAGUCACUUAGUCGCUCCUUUUUUGGACUAGGCAGCAAGUUUUUUUCUAAUUUAAAUUUAAGGCACAUUGCCAGAUGAUCUGGGCUCCUUUAAAAGAGUAUAACGCGAGGGUUUGAGACCUGCAAACAAUACAGCUAAUAAACAAUAAACAAAAGGACAUGGAUCUUCGUCUCACACUCCUGUUGAUCUGUCUCUGCAGCCGAGGAGUCACUAAUGGUGAAGUGGCAGAAAACGAUUCAAUCCCUAUGGUGCCUCUCAUUCCAUUGGUGCCCAGCCACCCCAUACAGAAAGCAAAUGUAACUACAGCACAACCAGAAACUGCACAUACCACAGAUGUACCUGUAAUUGCAACAACCAUAACCAGUAUUCUUAAUGGGACAACAUCAGAGGAAGAACAAGAUGGAAAUUGUUCUUCUAUCAGUCGAAGCCCACAGUCGAGGGAGGCCAGCGCUGCAGCCAUUCAGAAACUGGGUGUGCAGCUGCUGCAGAACCUGGAGUCAACGCCAGAGCAGCCAAAUGUCAUCAUAUCUCCUUUGAGCAUAUCAUUAGCUCUGUCCCAACUGGCUUUAGGUGCAGUAAAUGAGACAGAGGAGUUGCUGAUGCAUCAUCUUCAUGAUAACACUCUCCCCUGCUACCACCAGUCUCUGCAUAAUGUCUUGGUGCAGCUCAGAAACAAUGACCUGCAAAUUGCAACACGUAUCUUCCUGCGUGAAGGGUUUAUGCCAAAGCAAGACUUUGUCCAUGAAUCCCAGCGGCUAUAUGACUCAGAGCCAGCAGUCCUGGAGAGCCUGCAGCAGAUAAACGACUGGGUAGAGAAUGCAACCAACGGAAAGAUGACUGACUUCCUGUCUGCUUUACCACCCAAUCUGCUCCUCAUGCUCAUCAAUGCUGUCCAUUUCAAAGGAGAGUGGAAAGCUCGAUUUGACCCACGGUUUACCUCGAGAGGUGUAUUCUACCUUGACGAAAAAAACAUGGUUGAUGUUGAAGUAAUGGAAGAUGCCAAACACCCCUUGAGUUUAUAUAUUGAUAAUGGACUGGAGGCUCAGGUAGCAAGCUUCCCAUUCCAGAAGUCAAUGAGCUUGUUGGUGGUCAUGCCUAUGUCCGGUCAGGUGAAUGUGUCUUCACUCUCUGCAAAGCUGAAUAUCUCAGAACUGUAUAGGCGUCUGCCUAAAGAGAGGGCUGUUCAAGUAAAAGUCCCGAAAUUCAAACUGGAGUAUGCUCAAGACCUACAGGAUGUUUUUACCAAAUUGGGCCUCGGAGAAAUGUUUUCCAGACCCAACUUGGCUGACAUGGCAGAUGGCCCCCUGCUGGUCUCAAGUGUGAUGCAUAAGUCAAUCAUGGAGAUAAAUGAAGAGGGUGCAGAGGCUGCUGCAGCCACCACUGUGGUUAUCUCACGGUCAUCCAACCCCAUUUUCCACCUCACCCAACCUUUCUUCUUUGCUCUUAUGGAUGACAAGACUCAAGUGCCGAUUUUCAUGGGAGUCAUUAACAACCCAAAUCCUGGAGCUCCUAUCUUGCAGAGAGGAGAAUUUGGAAGCAAAGAUAAAGUGGGAUUCCCAAUUGAUAAGAGUUAUGCUGGAUAUGGAGGCCCACCUAAGUAGGGACUAAUACCUGCACUGCCGUCCCAGGGAAAACCCAGACCAAGAUCUCUAUAAUUGUACUGAUUAAAUGUACAGUAUCACUUAGAUGGAUCAAAAUGUGUGUGAAAACUGAUGCCUCAUAUGUAUCUUUGUUUUAUUGAAGAAUAAACACACAAAGGAGCCCAGUA
Messenger RNA from Centropristis striata (black sea bass), 1861 nucleotides. It is a transcript of the gene serpinf2b, whose product is annotated as serpin peptidase inhibitor, clade F (alpha-2 antiplasmin, pigment epithelium derived factor), member 2b. Gene Ontology annotation, molecular function: serine-type endopeptidase inhibitor activity. NCBI's taxonomy places the organism in Eukaryota, Metazoa, Chordata, Actinopteri, Perciformes, Serranidae. Gene Ontology annotation, biological process: negative regulation of endopeptidase activity. The coding region runs from base 252 to 1694 and encodes 480 amino acids. The transcript has 10 exons. The record is from RefSeq and is a predicted model, not a curated record.